Verticillium dahliae VdLs.17 is the source of this 324-nucleotide messenger RNA. RefSeq lists its product as uncharacterized. The transcript is spliced from 2 exons. Lineage: Eukaryota; Fungi; Ascomycota; Sordariomycetes; Glomerellales; Plectosphaerellaceae. The record is from RefSeq and is a predicted model, not a curated record. Bases 1 to 324 code for a protein of 107 amino acids.
AUGUGGUGCUGGCUCGUCGCUGCCGCCGAAACUUCGAGUGAGGAGCUUCAAGAAAUCGGCAUAAUCGCUGCCGAGAGACUUCUGGUCUAUGUCGAUGCUACUGCCCUCCGUCACCCCUCUCCCGCUCAUGCGCGGUGGUCAAUUGGGCGCAUGAAGCGGCCAGUGAGGGGCCGUGAAGGGACCGUCCGACAACAAGGAGGGGAUAGGAUCGUUGUUGUCACCGAACUGAGGCUCAUGGUUGUAGUGACUCCCGGCUCCCUGAAGAAGGCUGAAACUCUUUGCAAAUCUCCUGGCGCUGGGCGCACCACCAAGGACGACUUCUAG